AUGACCAUUGAAAAAAUGUUUUCUUUUUAUUUUUUAGAUUAUUUCUCUUUAUUCAGAAGCAUAAAGUUGUUUGCUGAGUGCAAGAAGAUGUUUCUUUGGCUCUUUCUGAUUUGGUCAGCCCUGAUUUCUUCGACAAAUGCAGAUUCUGACAUAUCAGUGGAAAUUUGCAAUGUGUGUUCCUGCGUUUCAGUUGAGAAUGUGCUCUAUGUCAACUGUGAGAAGGUUUCAGUCUACAGACCAAACCAGCUGAAACCACCUUGGUCUAAUUUUUACCACCUCAAUUUUCAAAACAAUUUUUUAAAUAUCCUCUACCCAAAUACAUUCUUGAAUUUUUCACACGCAGUAUCCCUGCAUCUGGGAAAUAAUAAACUGCAGAACAUUGAGGGAGGAGCCUUUCUUGGGCUCAGUGCAUUAAAGCAGUUGCACUUGAACAACAAUGAAUUAAAGAUUCUCCGAGCUGACACUUUCCUUGGCAUAGAGAACUUGGAGUAUCUCCAGGCUGACUACAAUUUAAUCAAGUAUAUUGAACGAGGAGCCUUCAAUAAGCUCCACAAACUGAAGGUUCUCAUUAUUAAUGACAAUCUGAUUUCAUUCCUUCCCGAUAAUAUUUUCCGAUUUGCAUCUUUGACCCAUCUUGACAUACGAGGGAACAGAAUCCAGAAGCUCCCCUAUAUCGGAGUUCUGGAACACAUUGGCCGUGUUGUUGAAUUGCAACUGGAAGAUAACCCUUGGAACUGUAGCUGUGAUUUGUUGCCUUUAAAAGCUUGGCUGGAGAAUAUGCCAUAUAACAUUUACAUAGGGGAAGCAAUCUGUGAAACUCCCAGUGACUUAUAUGGAAGGCUUUUAAAAGAAACCAACAAACAAGAAUUAUGUCCCAUGGGCACAGGCAGUGAUUUUGAUGUCCGCAUCCUGCCUCCAUCUCAGCUGGAAAAUGGCUACACCACUCCCAAUGGUCACACUACUCAAACAUCCUUACAUAGAUUAGUGACCAAACCACCGAAAACAACGAACCCUUCCAAGAUCUCUGGAAUUGUGGCAGGCAAAUCCCUGUCCAACCGCAAUCUCAGUCAGAUUGUGUCUUAUCAAACAAGGGUGCCUCCUCUUACACCUUGCCCAGCACCUUGCUCUUGCAAAACACACCCUUCAGAUUUGGGACUGAGUGUGAACUGUCAAGAGAAAAAUAUACAGUCCAUGUCUGAACUGACACCAAAACCUUUAAAUGCCAAGAAGUUGCACGUCAAUGGCAAUGGCAUCAGAGAUGUGGAUGUUUCCGAUUUCACCGAGUUCGAAGGGCUGGAUUUGCUCCAUUUAGGCAGCAAUCAGAUUACAGUGAUCAAGGGGGAUGUAUUCCACAAUCUUACUAAUUUACGCAGGCUGUACCUCAAUGGCAAUCAGAUAGAAAGACUCUAUCCUGAAAUAUUUUCAGGCCUUCAUAACCUGCAGUAUCUGUAUUUGGAAUACAAUUUGAUCAAGGAAAUUUUAGCAGGCACCUUUGACUCCAUGCCGAAUUUACAGUUACUGUACUUGAACAAUAAUCUCUUAAAGAGCUUGCCUGUUUACAUUUUUUCUGGAGCACCCCUUGCCAGACUAAAUCUGAGGAACAACAAAUUCAUGUACUUACCUGUCAGUGGGGUCCUUGAUCAACUGCAGUCUCUCACACAGAUUGAUUUGGAAGGAAACCCGUGGGACUGCACUUGUGACUUGGUGGCAUUAAAGCUGUGGCUGGAGAAGCUGAACGAAGGGAUUGUUGUGAAAGAACUGAAAUGCGAGACACCUGUUCAGUUUGCCAACAUUGAACUGAAGUCCCUCAAAAAUGAAAUCUUAUGUCCCAAACUUUUAAACAAGCCAUCUGCACCAUUCACGAGCCCUGCACCUGCCAUUACCUUCACAACCCCAUUGGGUCCCAUUCGAAGUCCUCCUGGUGGUCCAGUGCCUCUGUCUAUUUUGAUCUUAAGUAUCUUAGUGGUCCUCAUUUUAACUGUGUUUGUUGCUUUUUGCCUUCUCGUUUUUGUGCUUCGACGCAACAAGAAACCCACCGUGAAGCAUGAAGGCUUGGGGAAUCCUGAGUGUGGCUCUGUGCAGCUGCAGCUAAGGAAGCAUGACCACAAAAUCAAUAAAAAAGACGGACUGAGCACAGAAGCUUUCAUUCCACAAACCAUAGAACAGAUGAGCAAGAGCCACACCUGUGGCUUGAAAGAGUCGGAAACCGGGUUCAUGUUUUCAGAUCCACCAGGGCAGAAAGUCAUUAUGAGAAAUGUUGCCGACAAGGAGAAAGAUUUAUUACAUGUGGAUAGCAGGAAGAGACUGAGCACAAUUGAUGAGCUGGAUGAGUUAUUCCCUAGUAGGGAUUCUAAUGUGUUUAUUCAGAAUUUUCUGGAAAGCAAAAAGGAGUACAAUAGCAUAGGUGUCAGUGGCUUUGAGAUCCGCUAUCCUGAAAAACAACAAGACAAAAAAUCCAAGAAGUCACUGAUAGGUGGCAACCACAGUAAAAUUGUUGUGGAGCAAAGGAAGAGUGAGUAUUUUGAACUGAAGGCAAAACUUCAGAGUUCCCCCGACUACCUACAGGUCCUUGAAGAGCAAACAGCUUUGAACAAGAUAUAG
This is a messenger RNA of Lepus europaeus (European hare), 2601 nucleotides long. It is a transcript of the gene SLITRK4, whose product is annotated as SLIT and NTRK like family member 4. Bases 1 to 2601 code for a protein of 866 amino acids. Gene Ontology annotation, molecular function: protein binding. NCBI's taxonomy places the organism in Eukaryota, Metazoa, Chordata, Mammalia, Lagomorpha, Leporidae. The transcript has a single exon. Gene Ontology annotation, cellular component: membrane; glutamatergic synapse. Gene Ontology annotation, biological process: axonogenesis; positive regulation of synapse assembly; regulation of presynapse assembly. The record is from RefSeq and is a predicted model, not a curated record.